GUUAUAACAUGGUGGUAACGGAGUGCCAGUCAGAUCACAGUCAGCAGGCUCUAUCCUGCAAGAUGUCUGCCGAGUAUGACGGUUUUAUGGCCUCAGGCAAGAGGUGGUUUUGUCAUGUAGAUGACGAUAACUAUGUGAACCCAGGGGGUCUCUUCUCUUUGCUCUCAACCUUCCCCCAGGAAGGUGACAUCUAUGUGGGCAAGCCGAGUCUGGACAAACCCAUCACUGCUCAUGAACUGCUGGACGGAAAUAAAACGACAAAAGUGCAGUUCUGGUUUGCCACAGGAGGCGCAGGUUUCUGUCUGAGUCGUAGGCUGGCAGAAAAGAUGUCUCCAUGGGCGAGCGGCUCAAACUUUGAACGGACAUCAGCCAAAAUCCGUCUCCCAGACGACUGCACCGUGGGCUUUAUUGUGGAGAAGAUGCUGGGCAUCUCCAUGGUCCACUGUUCGUUAUUCCACUCCCACUUAGAAAACCUGCUUCUGAUAAGUCAAAGAAGCCUCCCACAACAGGUAACACUGAGCUAUGGGAUGUUUGAGAACAAGAUGAACAGCAUUGAAGUAAAGGGAAGCUUUUCUGAGGAGGAGGACCCCUCCAGGUUUAAAACCAUCCACUGUAUUCUGUACCCUUCCACCAGCUGGUGUCCUCCAGUCACUUGAGAGAAAGCCUGUGUCCUACUGGAUAAAAAGACAAAAAAAAAAUCCCCAGGAUAUUAUUCUCUGUGCUGAAAACAACUGAUUUAUUUUCAAAGCACAGUCAUAGAAACAGAAUAGCUCACAUGGAACAAGGGUUGAAGCAAUAUAUCAGUAUGAUGAAACUGUGUUCUCCUGCAACUCUCGGGUUGUGUUUUGGCCUCAUGAAUACAGUGGAUAUUUGGUAUAAAAGUACUGUAAAGGCAUGUUCUCCUGUUAUUUUUAUUACUGUUUUUAAAUCAAUCUGCUACAAACAAUAACUGUGUCUUCCCAUCUGAAUGACUUUAAAGACUUGAACAGUUAAUAAAGAGAAGAAACGUGUUUUUUUUUUCUAUUUAUUCUGCAAAGAUUCGUAUGAUUUCUGGCAGACGUUUUUUUUCCCUGCCCUUUCAUUUCCAUGGACAAGUGAGAUGCCUUUUUAUGCAUUUGUUUAAAAGUGAAUUAUGAUUAUACUGUAAAUAAUGUUCAUAAAUCAAUUCAAGUGGUUAUGAAAUAAUUAGAGCUUUUAUGGACUGACCUGACAUGCUUUGCUGUGUGUUUACUGUUCUGAAGGAGAUAUUGUCCUUGCACCUACAGCAUGAAGUCUGCACACAAUGAACUGCCUUGACUCACGUCUCCCUCGGCCAAAGCUCUCAUCCUCCCUUUUAUUUUCUCACUACCUCCUUUCUUCCCUCCACCUUUCCAUCUGUCUCAUUCGCCGCCACCUCCUCCUUCCUGCAUCUCUGUUUACUACAUGUCUUGCACACUGUUGAACACCUUGAGGCGGAAUACGCCAGAGAAUAAAACAUUCUUCCACUCACCCCGAUUCGUUUUCAUCACAUCGACGGCAAAACACUCAAAGUAUGAUGAUGAGAGCAAGUGACAGUCCCGGUCUCCUGCUGAGAGAGAGAGAGAGAAAAAAAAAAAAAACAGCUCGCAUUUGCAGCAAAAUCUCAUCAAGCCGGACAGGUCAGGUUCAGAAUACCAACGCUACGAUGAUAUGCACGCAAUCAAGUGUUAGUGAAGGAAUAAACGGUCGGGGCCAUGUGAAGAGUACCUGCAGAGAGUGAUGACACUGCGCUGCUGCUUGCCUGCCUGCCCGUAGUUUCCUUGUUUGGUGUGAAUGGAGAUGUGAUGAAUACAAAUACGCUGUUGAAAGCGUCCAGGUCUGACCUUGCCUGCAGAAGAUGGUAAGUAGUUUGGAAAGAACAUAAAUGAGUGUGUGAAUUUAAGGGAUUAUAAUUGGGGUAUUGGCACCGAUUUGAAAGGAGUACAUUUGAAUUGAACUUAGAG
This is a messenger RNA of Fundulus heteroclitus (mummichog), 1961 nucleotides long. Its product is annotated as beta-1,3-N-acetylglucosaminyltransferase manic fringe-like. Gene Ontology annotation, cellular component: membrane. Gene Ontology annotation, biological process: regulation of Notch signaling pathway. Gene Ontology annotation, molecular function: O-fucosylpeptide 3-beta-N-acetylglucosaminyltransferase activity. Lineage: Eukaryota; Metazoa; Chordata; Actinopteri; Cyprinodontiformes; Fundulidae. The record is from RefSeq and is a predicted model, not a curated record.